Messenger RNA from Austrofundulus limnaeus, 945 nucleotides. The record is from RefSeq and is a predicted model, not a curated record. Lineage: Eukaryota; Metazoa; Chordata; Actinopteri; Cyprinodontiformes; Rivulidae.
AUGGACUAUCUAACGUGGGCUUUAGUUAAUGGGCUUGUUGGUUCCAUUAACUUCAUAAUGAAUAUGUUUUACAUCUUCUGCAUGGUGCGUCCACUUCAUGGAGAAAAGAUCAAGCAACCUCUGAAGCUUCUUCUGUGUAUUUUGAUCGGCAGCACAACCAUUUACCUGAUGUCAACUUUUGGCAUCGUUUUCUCUGAAGAAAAAGAAGAAAACGACUGGARUGCUCAGGUUUCCUUUUUGCUCUCAGUCUCCUGUUUGUCCAUCAGCGUGUCCUCRUCUGUUUGGCUCAACUUCUUUUACUACACCCAGAUUGUUCCUGCACAGACAGCCCUCUUCCUCUGGAUUAAGAAAAACAUCAAACCUAUCAUCUUCUGCAUUAUGAUUUUUGAAAAACUUUUCAGUUUUUUCGAUUUUACUCUGGUACUUUUAAACAUUGAGUUUGAAUUCCAUACAACUUUUCCAAACGAAACACAACUAAUUAUACAUGAGAUAGAUUUGAUAAGCAAUUCAGAAGACAUAUUGACAACUCUACAAUGCAUACAAAGGUUUCGCUUUUAUUCAUCUUUUCUUGUUAUGAUGAUGUCCAGUGGCGCCACUGUAGCCUACCUGUGCAGGCACAUGCAGCGUAUGGUUGCAAAUGGACAACACGUUUCCCAUCCACGGUUCAGCAGCCAGGUGAGGGUCACCAUCACCGGAAUUGUCCAGGGGCUCGUCUAUCUGUCUUUGUCUAUUUGGACAGAGUACACUUWUCUAGUUAGCCACUAUGGAUCUACAAGCAUAGGUCCCUAUAUUCGCUCCACAGUCAUAAACUUUUACAUGUCUGCCACUGGGUUCAACCUGGGAGCUGGUCAGGCUGUAUUCAGGCAGAGAGCGGCAGACAUAUGGACCAGAGUGACCAGUUGGGGCAAAGCUCUCACAGRGCAACCACCAGCGCAUGGAGCAUGA